Aspergillus affinis is the source of this 1005-nucleotide messenger RNA. Its product is annotated as radical SAM enzyme. Lineage: Eukaryota; Fungi; Ascomycota; Eurotiomycetes; Eurotiales; Aspergillaceae. The transcript has a single exon. Gene Ontology annotation, molecular function: catalytic activity; 4 iron, 4 sulfur cluster binding. The coding region runs from base 1 to 1005 and encodes 334 amino acids. The record is from RefSeq and is a predicted model, not a curated record.
AUGCUUUCCAACACCAUGGCCAUCGGUUCAUACUCUGUGAACGCCAACUUGGUCUUCAUCACCACCAUUCUUAUUAUCUAUCUUUCCCAGAAACUUUUCAAAUAUUUCUUCUCCCCUAAAAGCAAGAUCCCCGUCUCUGUCAACUUCCAUUUCAGCAGGCUGUGCAACAAAUCCUGUGGUUUUUGUUUCCAUACCGCCAAGACUUCACACAUUGAAGCUCCAGCGAAUGCAAGAAGCGGUCUGUUCGCCCUCAAAGCCGCCGGAAUGAAGAAAAUCAAUUUUGCUGGUGGUGAACCCUUUUUGCACCUCAAGUUUCUUGGCGAGAUGAUAGACUACUGCAAAGAAUUUCUUCAUCUUGAAUCUGUUUCUAUCGUUACAAAUGGAAGUCUGGUCACCGAAGCCUUCUUAGCCAAGCACGGAAAAAAUAUCGACAUCCUCGCGGUCUCGUGCGAUUCUUUCACCGAAGCCACAAACAUCAAGAUUGGUCGUGGAUCGGGCAAUCAGGUGGACAAGCUCUUUGAGAUUCGAGACCUUUGCAAGAAAUAUGGAAUCAAGUUCAAGCUCAACACCGUCGUCUGCAAGCUGAACUUCGAGGAAGACAUGAACGAGUUCAUCGAUAAAUUGCAGCCCUUUCGGUGGAAAUGUUUUCAGGUUCUAAUUGUUGAGGGAGAGAACAACUCCUCAGAGACCCUCCGAGAUGCCCGAAAAUUCACCAUCACCGACGAGGAGUACGAACUUUUCUGUGCCAAGCAUCGCCACCAGACCUCCUUCGUUGCCGAGCCCAACAGCCUCAUGGCGAAAACAUACCUGAUCCUUGAUGAGUAUAUGCGUUUCCUCGAUCGCUCUGGAAAAAAGCCGUCGGCAUCAAUCUUAAAGGUUACGGUCAAAGAUGCCCUUGACAGUGUCUAUUGGGAUGAGUCUGGGUUUGUGUCCAGGGGAGGUAUCUAUGAAUGGACUCGCGAGGAGCCUUCCUGUUCUGAGAAAGAUCCGAAUCUCGAGUGGUGA